GUCCCAGAACCGCGGGGUCGUCGCGUGUUUGUGUUUGAUCCCGCGGGCGGCGCGGGCGGCCGGGGGGGGGGCGCGCGUGUGCUGAAGCCGGUGCCUGCGGGGCGGCCGAGGUAGAUCACGGAGCGGGACUCCUCUGGGGCAGAGCCCGGUGCCCCCCCCCCCCUCACCCCUCACCUACCCACACACCUUGAUCCGCCUUCACUGCCGCCGCCAUGGAACUGGGCCCGGAGGCCCCCCACCGCCGUCGUCUGCUCUUCGCCUGCAGCCCUCCUCCUCCUCCCCACCCCGCGCCGCAGGCCACGGCCCAGGCCUUGUUGGGCGCGUCUGCUGCUGGGGGGAUGUCCCCUGUCACCAACCUGACCGUCACGAUGGACCAGUUGCAGGGACUGAGCAGUGAGUGUGAACAGUCACUGGAGGCAAAAAAUAACAGCAGUCUUCAGAGAAUGGGCUCUUCCGAAUCCACUGAUUCAGGUUUCUGUCUGGAUUCUCCUGGACCCUUGGACAGAAAAGAAAACCUUGAAAAUCCCGUGAGGAGAAUAAAUUUCUUACCUCAGAAGCUUUUGGGGUGUAGCCCAGCUUUGAAGAGGAGCCAUUCCGAUUCUCUGGACCAUGACAUUUUUCAGCUCAUCGACCAGGAUGAAAACAAGGAAAAUGAAGCGUUUGAGUUUAAGAAGCCCAUAAGACCUGCCUCUCGUGGUUGCCUGCAUGCCCAUGGACAUGACGAGAGCAAAGAUGUCUUCACACAAAGGCAGAACUCAGCCCCAGCUCGAAUGCUUUCCUCACAUGAAAGAGAUAGUGAGCCAGGGAAUUUUGUUCCUCUUUUUACACCCCAGUCACCUGUGACGGCUAGUUUGUCUGAUGAGGAUGAUGGCUUCAUGGACCUUCUUGAUGGAGAGAAUCUAAAGAACAACGAGGAGACCCCGUCGGGGAUGGCAAGCCUCUGGACAGCUCCCCUGGUCAUGAGGAGAGCUACAAAUAUUGGCAAUGGCUGCAGGCUAUUUGAUUCCCCUUCCCAGUGUGUCUCUAGCACUCGGUCAGCAAUGAAGAGAACUGACCGAUCUCAAGAGGAGUCUCCCCAAGGAAGCACCAAGCGGCGGAAGAGCUUGGCUGGAACUAUUCCUGGAGGGUCACUUAAUCCAGAGAGGACUCCUGAGAUUUUACACCAGUCUUUGUCUCUGACAUCUUCCCCCAAAGGGACCAUAGAGAACAUCCUGGACAAUGACCCCAGAGACCUUAUAGGAGAUUUCUCUAAGGGUUAUCUCUUUCAUACAGUUGCUGGGAAACAUCAAGAUUUAAAAUACAUCUCUCCAGAAAUUAUGGCAUCUGUUUUGAAUGGCAAGUUUGCCAAUCUCAUUAAAGAAUUCGUUAUCAUUGACUGCCGGUACCCAUAUGAAUAUGAAGGAGGCCACAUCAAGGGUGCAGUGAAUUUACACAUGGAAGAAGAAGUUGAAGACUUCUUGCUGAAGAAGCCCAUCGUACCUACUGAUGACAAGCGUGUCAUUGUCGUGUUCCACUGCGAGUUUUCUUCAGAGAGAGGGCCCCGCAUGUGCCGGUAUGUGAGAGAGAGAGAUCGGCUGGGUAACGAAUAUCCCAAACUUCACUAUCCUGAGCUAUAUGUCCUGAAGGGAGGAUACAAGGAGUUCUUCCUGAAAUGCCAGUCUCACUGUGAACCGCCCAGCUAUCGCCCCAUGCACCAUGAAGACUUUAAAGAAGACUUGAAGAAAUUCCGUACCAAGAGCCGGACCUGGGCAGGGGAAAAGAGCAAAAGAGAGAUGUAUAGUCGUCUGAAAAAGCUCUGAAUGUGGUGGUAGGGUGCCGAUGCCCCUCUCCCCUUUCCUCUUUGCUGCAGAAAACAAA
This is a messenger RNA of Dipodomys spectabilis (banner-tailed kangaroo rat), 1857 nucleotides long. It is a transcript of the gene Cdc25a, whose product is annotated as cell division cycle 25A. Gene Ontology annotation, biological process: protein dephosphorylation; G2/M transition of mitotic cell cycle; positive regulation of G2/MI transition of meiotic cell cycle. The record is from RefSeq and is a predicted model, not a curated record. Gene Ontology annotation, molecular function: protein tyrosine phosphatase activity. The coding region runs from base 213 to 1799 and encodes 528 amino acids. Gene Ontology annotation, cellular component: nucleus; cytoplasm. NCBI's taxonomy places the organism in Eukaryota, Metazoa, Chordata, Mammalia, Rodentia, Heteromyidae. The transcript has 15 exons.